This is a messenger RNA of Zeugodacus cucurbitae (melon fly), 4748 nucleotides long. RefSeq lists its product as uncharacterized. NCBI's taxonomy places the organism in Eukaryota, Metazoa, Arthropoda, Insecta, Diptera, Tephritidae. The record is from RefSeq and is a predicted model, not a curated record. The transcript is spliced from 5 exons. The coding region runs from base 277 to 4245 and encodes 1322 amino acids.
AUUCCGUCGAAUUCAGUUCAACAUUAACCAUAACGUCGUACGGUUCGGUGGUGCGCGUGAAACCCUCCAACGUUCGAGUGACAGUCGCUACAUACAUACCUAUAUGUGUGUAACGUUCAAAUAAAGCAAAUCGAGAAAGGACAUUCGCGUGUUGUUUUUGUAUUUAUUGUUUUUUUUUUUCGCUGUUUGUUGUGCUAAAGAUUAUCGCUAGUUUUACAAAUUCGACUCGCUGUUGAUUUGCUGCUGCGCCCGAAGAUAACUGUUUCGCCUGCAGCCAUGAGGAUUACACUUGUGCUGUUGAUUGGGAUUUCGAUAUCCAUAGCAUCAGCGCUGGCUACAGCCGACGGCUCCGAUGCCAAACAACGUGCCAAGGCGUCGACGGUGAAGUCUACUACAAAUACAAAGGUCGCAGAGAGCGAAAAUACAAAGGCAGCGACAAAAACAUUAGCGAAGCCUGCUACCAUAGUGAAGCCAGCUCGUGAAGCGAAGGUUCUUAAGUCAUCAGCAGGGACCACGAACACCAACGAUAAACGCGGAAAGCGCACACUUUAUGACUUCGAAAACGCCGGUUUCCUCUAUCCGGAAAUCGCAAGUCGACGAGCGGGCUACGAAAAUGACGGACAAGCUUAUUACCCACAAAGUGGUUAUUACAACGGACAAAGUGCGAUUGCACAAUUCCCAAACAACUACGUUGGACCCCAAUAUUAUCCACAAUAUCUGGAAGCGCCCGAGCCCAUCAUUGAGAUUAUCAUAAAGGAUUCAAAUGAAACUCUACCUGAGCCCGAACCGCAACCCAUUGUUACCAAGAAGAAGAAAGAAAAAGUUCAUGUAUUCUAUGUGAACUACAAGAAGGACCAGAAUAACAAAUUGCAUUUGGAAAGUCCCAUCGCCUCACUUAACAACGAUGACAACGAAGAAGAGGAGGAGGAAGAGGAGAUCGUUCAUUACCCAGUACCUGCAACACCAGCUCCACCAGUGAAGACCACCACAUUGCGCACUAUCAUCCAUCCGGAUUCUGAGAAGUAUCACAGCAAUAGUGGUAUUCAUGUAACCUUCGGUUCCGAGAGCAAGUCCCAAACGGGACACCAGCUUGAAGAACACAACGCCGAAAGCGUACAGAGCCAAGUGGUUGCCAUUCCUGUCGGCGGUGGCGCACAGUCUGGUAGUUUCAAGGCUGACGCUUACAAUACACGGUCUGACUUCGGAGCUAGCACACAUAGUCAGUCGCAGGCUGGUGCCAAUCAACUAUUUACAGGACAUUUCCAGCAGGCACACCAGCAGCAGCAACAACAACAAGCCCAACAGCAGUACCAGCAUCAGAAGCAGCAACUCCCAUUGCAACAAAACGGCAAUUACUUCCGACCACCAGCAGCCCUUGUCCAGCAGCAGCCUUCUCCGAACUUCUACCAAAAGCAGCAACAAUCACAAUAUCAACACAACCAGCAACAGCAGCAACAGUCACAACAACAACAGCGCCCUCAGUUCAGUUCAUCGUUUAAAAAUGUGGCCGCUCCACCACCGCCACCACCCCAACCAGCUCUGCCGACUUUGCAACAGCUGCCACAACUGCAGUCACAAUUUCGUAAAAAUUUUGGAGCUUCUAGUUCGCCACAAAGUCACUUUUACUCCAACCACAACCAACAAUAUCAGCAGCAGUCCAGCAAUCAGCAACAGUCCUUCUUCAGCAGUCUAAUCCAGAAACCCACACCCGCUCCAUCGAAACAAUCGGUGUUUUUCCCCACCGCACCACCUAAAACUCAAGAGUUGCCUUCCCGCCAAUCGGGAUUACCUUACCAGCCAGUUAAGUUCCGUCCCACACUGCCAGCACAACCCCACAUCAAGCAAGUGCCCAUACCGGCUAAGUUGGAGAACACCAAUUACCAAACUUCACAAACGCAACAACAACAUUACCAUCAACCACAACACUCCUCAAACGCGGUGAAACACCAGCAGAGCUAUCACUCACAACAGCCCUUCCAGUUCAAUCGGCAACCACAAUAUGUCCAACAGCCGACGUUCUCACUACCGUCACCACAGACGACACAAUCGAGCAGCAACAAUGGCAACAACAGCAAUUACUUUAAACAGACUUCUCAACAAUCUCACUCCCACUCGCAGUUGAUCAGCCAGAAAUUGGCCUCAAGUCGUUUCCAACCACAACAGCAACAACAAGCACAACAAUCAUAUCAGCAACCUCAGCAACAGGUUCAACAGCAGCAGAACCAGCAAAAGGCUCACCAACAGUCCUACCCACAGAUCCAACAACAAUCGCAACAACAGCUACAGCAGUCACAGCAGCAAACUUAUCAAACACAACAGAAAAACCAACAACAAAUUCAGAGUCAACAGAGCAGCUUGCCAAGUUCAAACAGCCCCACCGCUGCCUCCUUGCAGUCGCCAUCGGAUCCAAUUAGGUCCAUUCACAACUACUUCGGUGUGCAAGCUUCCAAGGAAACCGAGCUUCUUAAGUCGAUACCGAAAUAUGAACAGCACAUAACAGAAACCAUCGAGACCCCAAUCGGCGGCGGCAGCAGCAGCGGGCAAUACAACAACUUUGGCAGUUUUGGCUACCACACACAAAAUCAGGUGUUGCACGACAUACCAGCACCGCACUUGGGUCCCACGCCAGCACCACAAAGCGCUCAACAAUCUUACCAACAACAGCAACAGUCCAGCUCAAGUUUUGCAAGCGGCAGCUCAGUGAAUACUCAUUACAUCACAGCGGCCGCAUUGCAAUCGGUUAAAAAUCAACAACAACAACAACAAUUUAGCAAUUUUGUGACAGCACAGAACAACCACCAUUCCGCCUAUCCCACGACGACGCCAGCGCCUCCACAGUACGCCCAAACGACAGAUGGCGAGAAGGUCAUGAUUAUAACGCCUUUGCCACCGACUGCAUAUAACCAAUAUCACUCAAGUCAGUACCAGCAGGAGGCAGGUGCUACGCAAGUGCUCGCCAGUUCGCCCGCAUUGCAGACACAGCCCGCGACCAACUUCGCGCAGCAACCGAGACAAUCCGGUGCCGGUAGUUUGAUAUCUUCAACCGUUCCCAACGCCGCUGCGGGUGGCUCGUCACAAUUUGGCGUAUCGACCUUCCACUCUGAUGUAUUCAGGGAACUUGAACAGCGCCGCAAUGAAGAAAAGUCUGCGGUGAGUCAAUUCAGUUUCGGCUCACAGGUAGCAUCAAGCAAUGACAAGCCCUACCUACCCGCUGUUCAAGCCAGUGCCAGCAACUCCAAUUACGGUGCAGUCUCUACCGCAACCAGCAGCACUGCCGCUCCACAGAGUGCCCAGAACAUCCAGGGAAGCAACAAAGAAGCUAAAGCAUCUCAAACACUACUUCAAUUGCCCGACGAAGUUCCCGAUGACUUGCGUCAACAGCUGCUCUCAUCCGGCAUUCUCAACAACGCCGACAUUUCUGUCUUGGACUAUGAUAAGGUGGGCGAUGUAGCUUUGGAGAAUCUACCUGCCGAGCACCUGCAGCACUUCUAUGGCGCUGGAGGAGCAGCACAGAUUUCCGCUUCUAAAAAAGUAGUCACGGUCGUCAAGCCGAAUGGAGAUAAAGUCUCACUUAGUGAAAAGGAUAUUGAACGUGUCAAGCAGUCGAACGCAUUACCCCACAAACAAGGUGUUGAUGUAAAAGUAGUGCAUUUUGGUUCUGAAAAUGAGAAGAGUGUUUCGGAAAAGUAUAUUAAGACCGAUGCGACGGUGGUGCCACCUGUCGACUUGGCCGAACGCCAGUACAAUCGAUAUUUACCGCUAAAAAUUAACGGUGCCCAUUUCCCUUUACCCGAUAGUGAUGAGUUGCGUGGUAAAAAGAUCGUGAGCGUUGUGGUUUUGGCACCGGUGGAGGCCCAACCACCAUCCAAUGAUAGCAGUGAACGGCGUAGUGAACGCGAGACCGCUGCAGAUGACAAGGAAGUGAAAUUUAUUGGUGGUGAUCUGAUCAAGACUUUGGUGAAGAAGCCUACAAAGGAGAAUUUCAAACGUUGGUUGGAGAAGGAAGCCCGAACGGACUUGGAACAGCAAUCCGUGGUCCUUCUAGUGGCGAAAUCCAGCGACGAAGCAGAGCAAGAGAUCUUCAUGUACGACAUAUCGACGGGGGCAGUGAAUAAAUUGAAUGGUGAACUCUCCAGUUCUUUCGUAAAUGUGGCUGAGGAGAAUGCCAGCUCAGAAGAUUUGGAUCACGCCUCCACCUUGGACCCCAGCGUGCUAGAGACAAUGAUGCAAAAGAGCCGAAGAUGAGCGAUAAGCGCUGCGAACAAUUGUGCCACUCAAAUGUGCGAGAAAAGCCAUUUAAAUAAAGACAUUUUUAAAACACUAACUGUUUGAGGAAAAAACUAAAACGACUCGUGAGAAAUCAACACAAAUUCCUUAGAAAUUGAGCCAAGCGUCACCAGCGGAAAACGACUUGCGGGGAUAUUCCCCACACAAUCGCCACCACCUUUGUUCUUAUUUUUAUAAUCUUCCCAUUUCCUAUUUCUUCCGUUAUUAUUUUUCCAUAUUUUUUCCGGGUAACGGUUCGCGGUGGGCUUUUAUUUCUCUUUUCUGUUUCUUCAAAAAUCUAUGAAGUACUCUUUUCGGCUGCUCUUCAACUUUUGUAUAAAUUUUAUAUUCUUUAUUUAAUUAAUUAUAGUUAAUUUUUAUACGAUAAAUAUUUUUGUACAUAUGAAAGUUAAAAUUAAUGAUGAAAGAGAACUAUAUUUUAUGUAGUCUAUAAAAUGUUAAUAAAAAAAUUACAAAAACAA